Messenger RNA from Anopheles nili, 2718 nucleotides. Its product is annotated as locomotion-related protein Hikaru genki-like. Bases 1 to 2718 code for a protein of 905 amino acids. The record is from RefSeq and is a predicted model, not a curated record. NCBI's taxonomy places the organism in Eukaryota, Metazoa, Arthropoda, Insecta, Diptera, Culicidae. The transcript has 11 exons.
AUGGGACCCGACCGGCGGCUUCGGGUGGCGACCGUUGGUGGGAUGAAAAUAUGUAAAAUUGAAAUCGGAAAAUGUUUGCUUUUCGUCACGCUGCUAACGAGUGUUUGCUUUCAAGGCGCUCGCACCGAUGAGGGAGACCCGGGUGCGACCCCGGCCGAUCCCCACCCACCGCCCACCACCGAACCCGAGACAACCACCGGUUGUCCACCACCCGAUUUGAAGAUUUCGCGACCACGCAAGCAUUACGCCACCACGGAGCCACCCUUCGUCACGUUCGAAACGACGCAGAUCUACCUGCCGCAGGACUUCACCACGGCCGACUUCGAGUUGGUCGAAUCCGGCAGAUCAGGUGGAAAUGCAGGACUUCAUAGCCGUGGUGCCGGUGGCCUCGGGGAUGAAGGUACCGCCCUACACGGAGGUGGCUCCCACGAUACCUCCUUCUGGUGGGAACUGGGCAUCCAAAACGCGGAAGUCCGUGAGUCACUAGCGGCGGCUUCUUUUCCUGCUCGCUCGAAACGUGCCACUCUGGGACACCAAAGGCGGUCUCACGGUCAACAUCGCCAUCGGCGUCGUCGUCGAUCAUCUUCUGGGCCACACGAACACCUGCUCAACCUGGAGGAGCUAUCACCCGCCAUCGUGAUCAACAACAUCUUCAACGAGAACGACAGUGACCACAGCGUGUACGACAACCUGUUCCUGAACGGUGGUCCCGCCGAAGAUGAUCUCGCGGAUGGAAGUGACGGUGAAAAUGCACCCGAUUCAGGCCGAUACCUGGACAAGAACGAGAUCGAGGGCGAGGAGAUCAUCGUCGAGAUGGGUGACAAUGGUAGCAUCAUCCGUCGGCGCGUUAAGCGCAAGUCUGGCAAAACGACGGGUGCACUGAGUCGGGCUAAGGCCGGCAGUGGAGGUGAUGGAGGCAGCAAGAGCAUCGCCCGCCACCACAAGCAAGAUCACACGAGCGCGGAAACCCUGGAAGUGGUCGAGCAUGCCGAGAACGCUGCCCUUGGCGGUGACCAGCAACGGUUGGGCUCGGGCCAGGUCCGGGUGAAGCGCAAGUCCGGAAAAGCGACCGGGGCGCUCAGCCGACCGAAGGGGGCCAGUGACAGUGGCAGUAAGAGUAUUAGUCGCAAUGCCAACAAAGGGCAGUACGACGAGGAUGGCAGUUACGUGCCACCGCUUCCGGAUUCGGCCGAAAACCCCGACCGAGAGGACAAGGAAAGCGAGGAGGUCGAGGAAAGCCCCGAGUUGCAUCAGUUCCGCGAGGUUUCCGAGGUGCGGUUCCCGGGUGAGGUCGGUCCACUCGGAGGCCACCGUCUGUGUAAGAUCCAGUGCAUCCGUGGCCACUGGGUUGGUCCGCUGUGUGCCAUGAACGAGCACGAACAGGACGAACACGGUCAGCUGAAGUUCGAACCGCUCUACAAGCGUUGUGUCGUCGAUCACAUCCCACCUCAUCUGCUGCUGAGCUACAAGAACGUUUCGGUGACACUCGGUUGGGAUCUGCCACACGGACACACCCUACAGGCCCGGUGCCGCGAUCUCGGACUGUACAAGCUGUUGGGCGAAUCGAAGGUACUCUGCUCGAACGGGCUGUGGGCUCCGAAGAUGCCAUCCUGCGUACCGACGACGCUGCUGACUAAUUACUCCGACGACAGUCCACCCUCGAUCCGCAUCAAGGUAGGUGUCGGUUCGGCCGCCUACGAGCCCUCGGGGGUGUUAGCCGUGUUACCAACCAGCACCAUCCACCUGGACUGCAUGUAUCCACGACGUCGAGGCUCACCCGAGUGGACCUGGACCGGAUGGUUCCGGCAGUAUCUUACUGGUUGGUCGGCCGUCCCGGAGGAGAAAGCAUCUCGGUACCGGCUCACGAUCAAGGACAUUCAGAACCAGGACUCGGGCACGUACACGUGCGCUUCGCCCCGUGGACUCACCAACAGUAUCGUCAUCGUUGUCGCCGUGUCCCAGUGCGCCGCCCUGACGGAGCCUAAUCCACCGCUCUCGCUGCGGCUGGAGGGCAUCAAGCUGGGCCAGAGGGCUCUGUACCGGUGUCCCUUGGGGUAUAUGCUGCAGGGCACCGCUAACGCCACGUGUCUCGCUUCUGGAAACUGGUCCUCACCGACGCCAACAUGCCACCCGAUCCAGUGUCCUCCGCUGUUCCUCGAGGAUCCGCACCUGAGUCUGGUCGAGCUGAACACGUCCGCCUGGGGCCGAGCCGUGUUCCGCUGUGCCUGGGGCUACCGGUUGAGUGGCCCACCCGGGCUGGAAUGCGAACCGAACGGGCACUGGAGCGGUCCGAUACCGCGCUGCCGUGCCAUUCAAUGUCCACAGCCACUGGUUCCAAUAAACGGCAGAAUCGACGGCACCAGUGGCCUGACGACGUUCGGUCAGCGACGCUAUGCGGUCGGGGCACUGGUAACGUUCAGCUGCACCGAGGGUCAUCUUCUCGUCGGCGAGGCGUCAAUUGUCUGCACCGAAACCGGAUUCUGGUCACACCCGCCCCCGUUCUGUAAAGCGCAGUGUCCUUAUCCCGGUGAUCCACCGAACGGGCUGAUUGCACCGCUGAAGUUCCACUACGAUCCGGGAGACUACCUGACCGUCCAGUGCCGGCCAGGAUUCGUCGAGCACGGUGCCAACGGUGGCCCCCCGGAACGUCCCCGCUGUACGCCCGAAGGUGACUGGUCCGGUCCCGUGCCGCAGUGUCGCAGCUACGAGGAGAUCUAA